UAAACUGUGGUCUAGAAGAAAUGCAAUUGGAGGAGGAAGGGGAAGGCAGGAGGAAGAGGCAAUGUCUUAACAAUCGUGCAAUUAAAGUCAAACGGCAGUUUAAUGGGAUAAGCUCAACGCAGAUUGCGUGUCCGCUUCAAACACACAUUCAAACACCCACCCAUCCAAGUUUAAACAAAUCUGAACCAGGCAUCUCUGGGUAAUCAUACUCAUCAAACCUUGGGCUGCAGUGGAUGAAAAGAUACAUUGAUUGAUGGAGAGAGUGUACUCUGUGGACGAUAUAUUGGGCACCUUCUGGAAAUUGGACACACAGGGGGAGAGCCCUAGAAUUGCAAUGCCUAGCCUGGAAGAGGAGGAGGGUGCUCGUCGGAGGCCCUUCAACCGGAGUGCUUCCGAAUGGGCGUUUCAGCGCUUUUUGGCGGAGGCCCCGCCCUCGCCUUCUCCUUCUGCUAAUCCAGAGGAGGACAAGAAGAAGCCUCCUGAGGGAGGCGCACCUCCAGUAGAGACGGAAAAAGCACCCGACCAUAAUCCUCAGGAUUACGAAACUAUUUUGAAGCAGAAGCUUGAUCUCGCCUGCGCGGCCGUUGCUCUCACUCGGGCUUCAGGAACCAAUUUCCAAGAUCCGACUCCCUUGACUGUAGUUUCCCAGCAGUCUCAAAAUGUUGGAACGGAGCUAAAAGCAGUGGCUACAACAUCAGCAUCACAAACCUCUGGAACAGGAUUGCAGCCUAUUUACUGUGGGGCAGUGGGUUCAGCAGUUGCUGAGCCAAUUGGCAUACCGGCGUUGCCUCCCAAGCCACAAAAAAUUGGAAGUGCUCAAUUCAAGGCAACUACCAGCGGAUCGUCGAGGGAGCAAACAGAUGAUGAUGAUCUCGAAGCAGAAUUAGAAGCUAAUCAAUCAACCAUGGAUCCAAGUGACUUGAAAAGAAUGCGAAGAAUGUUAUCAAACAGAGAGUCUGCAAGGCGUUCCAGACGAAGAAAACAAGCACAUUUAAGUGAUCUUGAGAUGCAGGUUGCACAGUUAAGGGUAGAAAAUGCUUCUUUAUUCAAGCGUCUCUCUGAUAUGAGUCAGAAAUACAAUGAAGCUGCUGUUGAUAAUAGGGUACUUAAAGCAGAUGUGGAAGCAUUGAGGGCAAAGGUAAAAAUGGCAGAAGAUAUGGUUGCCAGGGCAUCUGGAGCAAGUCAUUCACUUCAGAAUCCAUCACAAAUUCCACCUGAUUCGCACCUGCAAUAUGUGGGUGGUUCAUUGGAGUUGCCUGCAACUUCUGGUGUUCAAGAUUCCAAUACAUACUUGCAUCAAGGGCAGUCUACUGCAACUCAAGGAAUUCCUCGUACAGUUUCGGACACAACCCAUAAGAGUAGAGAACUAGUAAUGCAUAAUGCUGGAACCAAAAUGGGACGUACACCAUCCAUGCAACGUGUAGCAAGUCUAGAACAUUUGCAAAAGCGAAUCCGUGGAGGAAUGACUUGUGGAUCUAACCCAUGGGGUGGAGCUUGGGAUGUUGAAAGCUCGCCUAAAGUUCAAAAUGGUGGACGGUAGCAUGGAAUCUACAUGCCAGGUCAUCUCUAGUGGGUAUGAUCUUCUAAUUCAUCAGAAUUAUGUUUACAUUACACUUUGAUGUUGAGUGUAAAAAAUUGUAUGCCAACUGGCUGCAGAUUCUACAGAUGACAAAAUCUAACUUAGAUGUGAAAAAUUUAUUUAACCUUUAGUUGUAGAGUACAGGACUCUGGACUUCCACAACUGUGGACUCUGGUUUUCCUCUUUAGCAAGUUGUAUUCAUUGAUUAUGAGAAGCAGCAAAACUUUGCAAAUGUACAAAUGAAAUUUAUAUCUGCAGUAACAUAUUGAGUUUGUCUUGAUUGGUAACUUGGUUAAUAACAAAGGGGGUCAUUUGCUCA
Molecule: messenger RNA, 1898 nt
Organism: Cryptomeria japonica (Japanese cedar)
Lineage: Eukaryota; Viridiplantae; Streptophyta; Pinopsida; Cupressales; Cupressaceae
Product: light-inducible protein CPRF2
Exons: 6
Coding region: 254-1540 (428 amino acids)
Biological process (GO): regulation of DNA-templated transcription
Molecular function (GO): DNA-binding transcription factor activity
Source: RefSeq, a predicted model, not a curated record